Clupea harengus (Atlantic herring) is the source of this 1914-nucleotide messenger RNA. RefSeq names its product eukaryotic translation initiation factor 3, subunit Ja (gene eif3ja). Lineage: Eukaryota; Metazoa; Chordata; Actinopteri; Clupeiformes; Clupeidae. Gene Ontology annotation, molecular function: translation initiation factor activity. The record is from RefSeq and is a predicted model, not a curated record. Gene Ontology annotation, cellular component: cytoplasm; eukaryotic translation initiation factor 3 complex.
AGUUUAACGGCGGAAAUGAGGUAGAUGAGAUUAUCUGUUGUGACCGCUAGUUUCUACUGGCAACACUUAAAAGUCGCUGUCAACACAUCCAACAUGGCGGACGGGGAUUCCUGGGAUGCUGACAGUUUUGAUCCAGAUGAGCCGAUAAAAAAGGUGUCAGUACAUGAUAAAUGGGAAGGGGAGGAUGAAGAGGAGGAUGUUAAGGAUAAUUGGGAUGAUGAGGAAGAGGAAGAAGAGAAGUCUGCCGAGAAACUAACAGAGGCGCCAUCUACUGAGAAGAAGAAACUCAAUGACAAAAUUAAAGAGAAGGAGAACUUGCAAAGAAAAAAACAGGAGGAACUUCAGAAAAGGAUAGAGGAGGAGUCAGACGAGUCUUCAGAGGUUAAGUCAGAGGACAAGUCAGAGGACAAGCCAGAGGACGAGAUCGCAGAAAAAAUACACUUGAAGAAGCUUCAGGAGGACUCAGACUUGGAGUUGGCUAAUGACACAUUUGGUGUUGUCAGUAACCAUGUAACAGGCAUCGAUGCCAUUAACCCCUCCUCCAAAGAUGAUUUCACAGAGUUUGAGAAGCUGCUGAAAGACAAGAUCAUGCCCUAUGAGAAGUCCAUACAUUACAGCAGCUUUCUAGAGUCUCUGUUCAGGAACGUGUGUCUCUCAUUGGAGGUGGAGGACUUGAAGAAGAUCAACACCUCUCUCACUGUGCUCCUCAGCGAGAAACAGAAGCAGGAGAAGCAGAACAAAGGCAAGAAGAAGAAGAAGGGUAUUGUGCCAGCCGGCGGUCUCAAGGCUAAGAUGAAGGACGACCUGGAUGAUUACGGCGAGUUUGAUGGCGGUUACACACAAGACUACGAAGACUUCAUGUGACCCAGGCUCCAUGACUCCUCACCCUUCCCUGCCCUUUGACCCAUGACCUCUACAUGACCUGCGCCCCAGCCCAUCAGUCUUAGCUUGAGCUGCGCUAGAGCAACCAACCAUCCAACCAACCACACAUCUCUCCACCCACGAGGCUUUGCGCUCCAUGUGUCCUGUGAGGGGAAGGCUGCAUGCUCUAGACCGAGGUUGGCUGGGUGUCCCCCCCCCCCACCCCCCUCUGGGCCUCCGGGGGGUUCUUCCUCUGGAUGCUCCCCAGGAUGGUUCCCAUAAGGACGGAGGAGAGUGGACUUGAGCAGUCGGAGGGAUGGCGAAUGCUGAGGAGCGCUGUAGCAAGCUAACGCAUCACAUCCCUGCAGUGACCACCAACCACAGCAAAGAAGACUGCCAGCCGGGUCAUGGGUCUCGCUGACGGACGGACAUCUGCUACUACUUGGAGGGGAAAUUGACAGACUAUGCAAGUAGAUCCCGAGUAAACCUACAUUUGUGUUGCGUUGUGUCUGACUUACCUCAUGGAUUGUAGUUUGUCGUUCUUUUAAAUGUCACUGAGCUGCUCGUCUGGUAGGGAAAACAAGCCAAUAACUGUUGGCUUUUUAGAUAUUCUAAUUAGACUUUGGUUUUCACAUUAGCACGUAUGUAGUCAUAUACAGUUGAUAAAAACAACUGGUUUAUAUGUGCACUCGGGAGUUUUCUGUCUAUUCAGUGUUUGCUUUCCAAUAUGUGAUUUCACUGCACAUAGUGAAGUGCUGAAUUUGUUACUUUCUUGUGAAAUUCUGAAAAGUUAUCAAAACUGUGAUGAGAUUUGAGGUGGAACAUCUGCUAACUUUGUUGUUUUGCAGGAACAAUCAGUUUUAGCUGCUCUGAAACUUAAUUUAUUAAUUAAUGUAUUAAUUCACUCCAUGCAUCCAGCAGAUCCAGAGUGCUUUGCUAAAAGAGAAGGCAUUUGGCUUUUUAACAAGAUAAAAUAAAUGGGAUUGGAUUCAGGACCUCAAACGACUAUAGUGUUCUCUUAAAAAUAUGUAUUAAACGUACUCUUGAAAUGCC